This is a messenger RNA of Cordyceps militaris CM01, 636 nucleotides long. Its product is annotated as mitochodrial matrix protein HMF1. Lineage: Eukaryota; Fungi; Ascomycota; Sordariomycetes; Hypocreales; Cordycipitaceae. The record is from RefSeq and is a predicted model, not a curated record. Gene Ontology annotation, molecular function: deaminase activity. The coding region runs from base 1 to 636 and encodes 211 amino acids. The transcript is spliced from 6 exons. Gene Ontology annotation, cellular component: mitochondrion; cytosol.
AUGAACCGACUCGCGAAUCUUUCAUCGCUGGGCGCGCUGUUGUCCGCCGCCGGAGCUCGGAGUGUCGCUGCCGUGUUGCUGCUGCCACCAAAAGAUCCCAAAGUCACCUCUCUGGACCACUACAAAGAAACAAAGACUCCAUACGUCCCACGUCAGUACUUGUACCUUUUUCUCUCCUCCAUUAUCCUCGUCACCCCCAAAAACCCCAACUCUGAUCUUUGUCAAAACUACGCAGAUACUCCAAGAUUCACCUCCACCAUGUCUGACCAAACCAUUAUUUUCACCAAGGACGCUCCUGCUCCUGUCGGCCCCUACUCCCAGGCCAUCAAGACCCCCUUCGCCAUCUACUGCUCCGGCGCCAUUCCCCUCAAGGCCGAUGGCACCUUUGUCGGCAAUAACAUCACCACCCAGACUACCCAGUGCUGCGAGAACCUCAAGGCUGUCCUGGCCGAGGCUGGCUCCUCCAUCCCCAAGGUCGUCAAGACUACGAUCUUCAUCUCCGACAUGGCCCACUUCGCCGAGAUGAACACCGAGUACGAGAAGUACUUCUCCCACAAGCCUGCUCGCAGCUGCGUCGCUGUCAAGACCCUCCCCAAGAACGUCGACGUUGAGAUUGAGGCCAUUGCUCUUCCUUAA